Molecule: messenger RNA, 2654 nt
Organism: Haplochromis burtoni (Burton's mouthbrooder)
Lineage: Eukaryota; Metazoa; Chordata; Actinopteri; Cichliformes; Cichlidae
Product: F-box only protein 40
Exons: 3
Coding region: 63-2054 (663 amino acids)
Cellular component (GO): cytoplasm
Molecular function (GO): ubiquitin protein ligase activity; protein binding; zinc ion binding
Source: RefSeq, a predicted model, not a curated record
UUCAGAGGUGCCAGUGAACAAAGGAACAAAGGAUGAUCACACUGCUGUGUUCUUAAGCCAAAAUGGUAAAAAGCAUGAAGAUGCCAGUGGGCUAUCAUAAGCAUUGUGACAAGUGUUACAAUGUCCACUGUCAAGUCCCUGCGCAGACCUCUGUUUCAUGUAUAGUCGUGAAAUGUCACAAAAACUGUGGUGCAAGCCUCCACAUGUGCAAGCAAGAAGAGCACCAGCUUCUCUGUCCAAAUGAGAUAGUCCCUUGCCUUAAUGUUUAUUAUGGCUGUCCUCUCACCAUGCUGCGCCACAGGUUGGCCAAACACUUAGAGGUCUGUCCUGCCAGCUUGGUCUGUUGCUCUCAGGAGUGGAACCGCUGGCCUAUUUCAGAAACUGACCUGACCUUUUAUAGAAAUGUUUCUGAAAACCCUGUGGUAAACACUGAGGAAAAUCUUGAUGUCGCUAUGGCUCAUAGGGACCAAGAGCAGCUGUUUCAAUCAAUCAAAAUGAAGAACAUUUUUCCCGAGUUGAUAUUGGAGGAUUCUGCCGUGCAAAACAUUGCUGCUGGAAUCAAUAGUCCUGCAGAUAAUGCUUGCUGUUCUGUAGACGGUGGUGAAUAUACAGAAAAUGGCAGUGCAAAGUUGGACGAAGAACUGAGUCAAGAGGAGAGAGAUACUUUGGCAAAGUGCACGGAUGUGACAAGUAUUCAAAAUUAUAGCUCCUGGGAGAAAAUAUUCAAUAAGGAGAAGGAGGGAUGCAAGGAAACCAUCAAAAACCUGAAUAAGGGAGAAAAAGGAAAAGAAAAGGAAGACCAAGAAUCAUCAAAGAGUCAGAAAGAAUUACACCAGGGUGGAGAAUGUCCUGUAACUGCCAGAACCAUGGACGGUGCCACUGGCCUUGCACCAUGGCAAGAUGGGGUCCUUGAGCGUUUAGGCAAAGAAGUCAACAUUGCAGAAUAUAAUAUGUAUCUGGUGCACAAUGGGGUAAUGCUGAUUAACUUUGGGCAACUUGCUGCUUGCACACCAAGAGAAAAGGAUUUUGUCUAUGGGAGUCUGGAGCCCAUUGAGGUGAAAAGCGUCCGAACAUUUAAUGUGCCUACCAGCUAUCGAGCAAAGCGCAAUCACUUGAAAGACCCCUCACGCAAGGCCCAAACCACACACCAGAGUGUUGACACUUCAGAUCUGGGCAUUUCAAUUGAGGAUCUUCCAAAGUGUGAAGAGGUUAGCACAACACUUCUGUGCUCCCUGGAAAAGGAACUGAAGGGACAUUCGAUCUCAGAGAGUGUGUCGACAGAUGGUCUUUACACAGAUAUAGGAACACAAACGUACAUCUUUUCUUCUGCACCCUUCAAGCAAGAUGCUUCCUUAGCUGAUGUCAUAGCAGGUAAACCUUGUCGUCUUUAUUUAUACAUCGAAGCAGAAUCUGUCACUAGAAGACACAACAAAACAAGUUCAGCCUUCAGCUACAUGUGUGGCCACUACUUUCGCCGUGAUGAAUACUGCUUUCACUUCAAGAACGUGCAUUCUGACAUACAAGCCUCUCUAAAUGGCUGGUUUCAGCAGCGUUGCCCUUUAGCAUACCUUGGUUGUACUUUCACCCAGAUGAGGUUUCACCCAACAGGUCAGGAAGCAAUAGUUAAGUUCUCCAAAGAUGGCAGCACUCUGGUACUCCAACCAAAAGCCAAUUCAUCACUCUGUGCAGGUGGGAAAACCUUCAGUCCUCAAAGGAAUGAUGCACAAAAUCUGGAUCCCCUAAGCAGCCUUCCUUUGGAGAUCAUUCAGCAUAUUGCUGGUUACCUUGACAGUUUUACAUUGUCUCAGUUGUCCCAAGUCUCCCAUCUAUUGAGAGAGAUGUGUGCCACAUUGCUGCAGGAGAGAGGGAUGGUCUCCCUCAAGUGGGAGAAAAAGAAACACUCCAGUGAAGGAAGUUCCUGGAUUUGCCAAAAGAAAGCAAGUAUUCUUAUUUAUCUAGAUAUAUUGGUUUUCUUUUGCAAAUGUGUUUUUUUUUUUUUUGUUAUAGUCACUUUAUAUUCCCUGACCUGUAAAUUUGAUUGCAUUCACAGAUAAGUGUGUGCACCAUAUUGUUUUACCAUUUCUAUUUAUUUACAUCAUGUCAAACUUCUCUAUCAGUUUCCCUUUAGUACCUGGCAUCAUUCUAUUAACUUUCACUGGAAAAUCUGAGUCAUUCAUACAGUAUGACAGCAGCUGCACUGUAAACACUCCUGACUCUCAAUAGUCCUCUCUAACAAUAUUACAAACUGAGCCGCAGUUGUGUUGGCAACAGUUAUUGAGUUCCCACUGAAUCAGACCCUGGAGAUUUACUGCCUUUGUCUGUGUCCUUGCAAAAUAUCAGCUUCUUCUAAGGUCAGGAACCACAAGGAAAUGAAAUUUAGUUUUCUUUCCUGACGUUGGUGUCCAAGCAAUGGUUUGCUAAUUAACAGCAACAGAAGAAAGAAAGAAAAACAAAAAAAUAGCACUACAUAGCAUAUUAAAAAAAAGUACGGCGAUUGUAAUUGGGCAUUAUUAGAGGUUCACCUACGACAACUAGAAUUGAACCCUGGUUAAAGUCACACAGUUAGCUAGCUUGGUGGCUCAGGCCACUACCCCACAAGGAUGCCUGUUGGUCCUGGAGCCGGAAAUUAACUAAAUCCUCUCUGGAAUUAUUAG